AUGACAGAGAAGAAUCUUUACGAUACAAUACUUGCUCGUAGCUUUGGCAAAAACGACCAGAAGAGACUUGGUUAUGGAGCUUUCAUUGCUUCUCUUCUCUUCGUCUUCACUCUUUGCACUGUCUUUAAACCCUAUCUCAGCCCUUUACCAAUCGUUGAGUUGCAAUUAUCAGUGGACGCUGGUCUCAGGAUGCUGAGAAUAACAGAACCGCAAACGUUAAAGAGCAGCAACAAUGCAACCUCUGAAGAAGAUGCAGCUGAGAAACUUAUUAUCCCUACGAAUCAAAUUAACAUCACAUCAAAUGCAACAAUUACUCAGAGCUUAAUCAGUUCUGAAGUUCACGAGCUUAGUGUCUUCAACGACACAAACUUGCUCAAGAAUCAUCUUGAUUCGUUUAACAGUACUACUAACACUACAAUCUCUAAAGAACAAGUUAUUUCAGACCAAUUUAAAAUGGAGAAACCUAUCUGUCACAAGCGAACAAGAACAGAGCUAUGCGAAAUAACCGGCGACGUAAGAAUCAACGGUAAAUCCGCGACGGUUCUCGCCGCGAUCGAGUUUCCGUUUUCGGGAGAUUCCACGUGGCGUAUGAGACCUUACGCGAGAAAAGGCGACGUUAUGGCGAUGAAUCGCGUGAGAGAAUGGACAGUGAAACUAACACAAAACGCAGACCAAUCAGAAAACGCUAAUUUCUCGCGUUGCGUUACGAAUCACAGCGUUCCAGCGAUGCUUUUCUCUCUAGGAGGCUACACGAUGAACAACUUCCACGAUUUCACCGACGUUUUGAUUCCUCUGUACACGACGGCUCGUAGAUUCAACGGAGAGGUUCAGUUCCUCGUGACGAACAAGAAUCUACCGUGGAUCAACAAAUUUAAGGAAAUCUUGAAGAAUCUAUCGAAUUACGAACUGAUUUACAUCGACGAAGAAGACGAAACGCACUGUUUCACCAGCGUCGUCGUCGGUCUCAAUCGCCACUCAGAGUAUUUCAAAGAGCUAACCAUCGAUCCUUCGAAUUCGGAGUAUUCAAUGUCCGAUUUCCGAAAGUUCCUAAGAGACACAUACUCGUUAAGAAACGCCGCCGUGGCAACGACACGGCGGAGGAGACCACGGAUUCUGAUUUUGUCGAGGGGGAGAUCGCGAGCUUUUACGAAUUCCGGCGAGAUCGCGAGAUCUGCGAGGGAAAUCGGAUUCAAAGUCGUGGUGGCGGAGGCGAACACAGGCGUGGCGAGUUUCGCACGAACCGUGAAUUCGUGCGACGUGAUGCUCGGCGUUCACGGCGCGGGGCUAACGAACAUGGUUUUCUUGCCGGAGAAGGCGGUGGUGAUUCAGAUACUUCCGAUCGGUGGAUACGAGUGGCUUGCGAAGACGGAUUUCGAGGAACCGUCGAAAGGGAUGGAUCUGAGGUAUUUGGAGUACAAAAUCGCGGCGGAGGAGAGCACGUUGGUGAAGAAGUACGGACGCGAUCACGAGAUCGUGAGAGAUCCAUCGGCGGUUGCGAAACGCGGAUGGGAAACGUUUAAAUCGGUUUAUUUGGUACAGCAGAAUGUCAGUAUUGAUAUAAACCGGUUUAAGCCGGUUCUUUUCAAAGCUUUUGAGUUAUUGCAGAGGGAAUAG
This is a messenger RNA of Arabis nemorensis, 1614 nucleotides long. Lineage: Eukaryota; Viridiplantae; Streptophyta; Magnoliopsida; Brassicales; Brassicaceae. The record is from the annotation of a GenBank genome assembly.